CGUUCUGCACAAAGGAGUUCCUGCCAGGCCUGCUACAGAGGAUCCGCUGCCGUUGCAUGAGGCUUCAUGAUGCAACUAGCCCUGGACGAAAUGAUAAAAUCCUCAGCUCUGUUCGCUUUUGUGUUUUUGACGAUAUCUUUGACAAGACAUUGUUAUGUUGCGAGCGGAGAAAUAGAGAUUCUUGGCUUCGGUGUUAGACCUGUGAACGAACCGAUGGGUGGACCAGGACCCAUGUCUGGUGUCAUGAAUGAACCCAUGACCAGAGGUAGGGAAUUUUCUGAGUUGAACGGUGAAAGCUCCUCUGGGGAUUCUGAAUUUCGAAUGUCCAGCAGUGGCGGUGGUGAUACCAGAAUUAUGGGAUUCCGAAGAGUGGGCCCACUCCUCAACGGUGGUGGUCCUCCAGGCAACAUGGGAAGCGGCAACGUUGGAGGCAGGUUGACCUCCAACAAUCUCAACGAUGGUGGAGGCGGAGGCGAAGGCGGAGGCGAAGGCGGAGGCGGAAAUGAUGGAGAUCGAAAUGCGUUACCUAGCCUCGGCCUAGGCCCGGGUGGUUCUCCGUUGGGCUUGGGCAACGUCAACUUUGAAGGUGGGGGUGACGGAGGUGGUUUCAGUGGCCUUGGCCUAGGCUCGGGUGGUUCAUUUGGAUCUGGUGGUCGCGGUUUUGAAGGUGGAAACGGUGGAGGUCCAUCAUCUAAUCUCGGUGCGGGCUUUGGUGGCUCAUCCUUCGGGUCAGGCGGAGGUAAUUUUGAAGGCUCCCUGGAGUCUAGCAACAUCAACCGUGAACCAGGUAGAGGCGGUGGAGGUGCGUCGCCGAACUUUGGCGCAGGCUUUGGUGGCUCAUCGUUCGGCUCAAGCGGCGGAAACUUUGAAGGAUAUGGCGGAUUAUCAAGGGGCCCACAAGGAGGUCCAGGGGGUGACGUCGAAGGGGAAGGGCCACCUUCGAAUGCACAACCCUCGGGUGGAUUCAGCAGAGCUGGUGGCAACUUUGGCGGUGGCGGUUUUGGCGGUGGUGGAGGUGGCUUCAGCGGAACCACUUCAGAUCGCGAUUAUGGUGGUUAUGGCGGUGCCACCAUGCCGUCGCGGGCACCACCAUCGCAAAGAACGCGAGAACCACAGCCAGAAACGUCAAGAGGCAGCAGCGAAGAAAACUCGGAAGAGGCAGGUCAGGGCGGACGAGGUGGAGGAGGUGGAGGAGAUAGUGGAGGUGCCUCGACAUCCCGGAGGAGAACCUCGCUCACGGACUUGAUCGACAUGAACGCCCUACGUGGUCUUCUUGGAGGUGGUCGCGGCACAGCCGGCAUGGCGGGAACCGGAUUGAGCCUGUUACAAGGAACCAGAACCGGCAGACGCGUUGGACGCUUCGGAAGACGCCUGACAAUACGUCUAGCUCGAAAUAGGGACUCCUUGGAAAGAAGACUAGGGCGCCGCAGUGAGAGAAAACGGCGGUCUGUUCCGGUCAAUUUGAAGUUGCCUGCAACCGUGCUUUCCAAAAGUAUCAUGGAUGAUGUUCCAGAUCACUUGAAGACGGUGCACUGCGGUCAUCACGAAGUGCCCAACCGUGGACACGACAGGGACCGCUUCUGUCAUCCGGAGGCCACUUGGAGGACAGUACUUCGCAUGCGCCCAGAUUGUGUCUGCGCGCCAGGAUACGUACGCAACUCAUGGGGCGACUGCAUAAGCUACGACCAGUGCUACCACUGCAUCGACAAGCACCACCUCAACAUGGACUACAACUUGUGCGAAUCGCAGUGCCCUCUCGUGUGCAACAAGCCCAUAAACACGAACUGCCCGGACACGUGCUACCAGGAGUGCGCCUGCAGACCGGGCUACAUUAGGGUGCAUCCCAACGGCGGCCCUUGCGUCAGCAUCAAGAAAUGCCUGCCGGGGUGUUCCGGACACAACCAGCACUUCACUCUCUGCGUCUCACCAUGUGCCGCGACCUGCGCGAACCCGUUACCAACGCAGUGUCCCAAGUUCUGCGCCGGCGAAGGAUGCGUCUGCAAGCCCGGCUACGUCAUCUUGCAGCACGAACCACUCGUGUGCGUUCGGCCGGAAGAAUGCCCAGGAUUCCGAAACAGGUGCCACGGAGAGAACCAAGUGUACACCCCAUGCAGGCCCCGUUGUCCGGAGACUUGUUGGGACAGACAGCCUCGGGUGUGCACGGCCGGUUGUGCUGGCACCGGUUGCGCCUGCAAGCCGGGAUUUGUUAUCCAGAAUGCCAGUCCGCUUGUCUGCGUCCACCGCGCACAGUGCACCGCGUUUAACCACACUUCCCAUUUGGUGCACACCAAGACGCCGUAAGCGUGACUUCCUGCUGUGGUGCGAUGGCGAUUUCACAAAGGCCUAGGUUUCGUUGCAAUGAAAAGACGCAAGUAAACGAAUUUCUUCGGCCUACUGUGUUCGAAGCCUCAAUACCUGUCCUAUUUUGGAGCAAUAGGUUGAAGCCCGUCAACCCUCCGAGCAGGUUUCCGUUGACAAUGCAAAUAUCCAAAAAUAUUUGCGAAAUGCUUUUGUGUAUGAAUGAGGAAAUCGCGUAUGCUGAAGGCUCAUGCGUCCGGAAGAAUAAAGGUCUAUAUAAACUGC
Dermacentor andersoni is the source of this 2583-nucleotide messenger RNA. RefSeq lists its product as uncharacterized. The record is from RefSeq and is a predicted model, not a curated record. NCBI's taxonomy places the organism in Eukaryota, Metazoa, Arthropoda, Arachnida, Ixodida, Ixodidae.